Molecule: messenger RNA, 618 nt
Organism: Mycotypha africana
Lineage: Eukaryota; Fungi; Mucoromycota; Mucoromycetes; Mucorales; Mycotyphaceae
Exons: 3
Coding region: 1-618 (205 amino acids)
Biological process (GO): protein localization to vacuole
Cellular component (GO): vacuolar membrane
Source: RefSeq, a predicted model, not a curated record
AUGGUGGCCAUCAUUCUAUAUUUUUUCCUAUCCACCAUGAUGGGCAUUAUACAAAUUGGUGUUAAAUUCCUGUGGGUCACACUUUAUCGAAUCAAGAGAAGAUCUACUGCACCUCAAGGUUUGCUCAUCUCGGCUAUUCUGUUGACAUUUGGAUUACUUGCAUUAAAUUAUUCAGUCACUUCUGUUGUGGCGCCCGGAUAUGCACAUUACGGAAGUCAAGUCUUUUGUAACCAUACGGACGGCGGACGUAGAGAUUGUUCUUACGAAGUAGAUAAAAUUGUUCCUUGCGAUAUUUAUGCUCCACAAGAAAUUUGUACACCCACCGUGUCUUCUACAUUGAUUGACAGGAUUACACUAAAUACACCCGUCUUUGGCUUGAUUUUCUACUAUUCUCAAUGGAUCUUUUUGCUGUCAUUUAUUCUUGGCUUUAUCGUUGCUCUAUUCAAAUCGCCAAGAUUCAACCAAGACCCUGAAGAAGCAGAGUCUUUGUUAAAUGAUGAAGAAGAAGAAGAAGCUGAAGCGAGUACCGGUCGUCAUCAUUAUACCACUACUACUCCUGCUACUACUGCAGCCCUUAAUAAUGAUGAAGGUUUAAUGGAUGGUAGACAGCAUCAUUAA